GUGGAAGAGUGGCCGCGAGGGUGUGUGAAUCUGGAGCCGCAGACGAUGUUUUCCCGCGGAACGCUCGAGGUCACGCCGUCCGACGAGGCAACGACAGUUAUGGUAGUGCAAGUGAUUGUGAACAGCAGUGGAACAGAAGACGACUGGAUACACAACGCGACAGUCUUUAGUGCCUUCCAAGGAUGGCUCCUGUUUCUGCUGAUUCUUCUGAGCACGACGUCCCCGCCCUGGCGGGGGGCGAUGGUGGGGGCGGGGGCGACGGCGACGACCGCCCCGGGCGGCGCCCCGCCCCCUGCACCCACGUCCACGCCCACGCCCACGCCCGCGCCCACGCCCACGCCCACGCCCGAGCCCACGCUCUCCCCGGAGGUGGCGGCCUUCAUGGCCGAGAUCUUCAAGUUGGUCACGUGCAGGAACACCAAGUGCACCGCUGACAACACCCUGCCCCCCACGCACAGAGUGGCGCCCCGCUGCCAGUGCGACGCCGAGUGCAACCUGCUGGGCGAGUGCUGCCCGCAGAUCGCGCCCUCGCGUGCGUUCUGGAAGCAGCCCGAGGCCGCCGUGCGGGGCGUGCCGCGCCGCCACUGGGGCUGCACCCUCUUCCACUACAACGCCACCACCAACGUGACUCUCUCCAUGGUGACGAGCUGCCCGGAGGGCCACGUGCUGGGCCAGCUGUGCGCCCGCCGGGCGUCGCCGGGCCUCUACGACUACAAGCUGGACCUGCCCGUGCUGAGCGGGGCGACCGGCGCCUGGUUCCAGAACGUGUACUGCGCCGUGUGCCACGGCUUCGAAACCACCGUCCGCAAGCAGUACCUCUCGUUCAAGUGCGCCGCGCCGAACGGCACCCAGCUCCUGCCGGUGACGGGGGUGGGCGUGGCGCCCAGCCCGCUCUACACCGCCCCCGCCCCCACCCCCACCCCCAGCAGCGGCGGCGGAGGGGAGAGGAACGUGGCUAGGCGCAGCGCGCCCUCCACCUUCGAUAACGCUGUCGAUACGGACGGCAGCUACGAGACGGAGUACAACGUUGCCCGGAAAGACAACGCCACCCAUGAUGACCGCAAUUACGCCUACGUGUUCGAGAUUCUCCAAGGAGGCACGUAUCAACCGGGGAAGCUGAAGUGGGUUACGCAGGACGGAGGGUACUGCCACCUGUACCCCGAGUUGCCGCCGCCGUCGACGGGGCAGGACGCCGUCCCGUGGGAGCGGCCCUGCAUCCAGCUCGUGGACCGCUGCUCCGAGGACUGGGCGGGCGACAAGGAGGUGGCGGAUCUGUGCGCGUCGUACGCCUACCACGUCGUGGGCUCCAAGACGUACAAGAACCCGCACUGCGCCGUCUGCAACAACGACACGGCGCCGCUGCGCUGCCGCAACACCGUGCUCCCGCGCCGCCACAACGCCGGCGCCCACAAGCCCGUCUCGCUGCGCCUCAUCAUGGACUACGAGUGGGACCCCGGCCGCGACGGCUGCAUCUCCCGCGGCGGCGUCUGGGACGCGCUGCACAGCCGCUGCCAGUCGCUCGACGACGUCUGCCCGCGCGGCUCCAGGUAC
Molecule: messenger RNA, 1551 nt
Organism: Gryllus bimaculatus (two-spotted cricket)
Lineage: Eukaryota; Metazoa; Arthropoda; Insecta; Orthoptera; Gryllidae
Source: the annotation of a GenBank genome assembly